GAGUGGUAGUUUAGAAACCGGAGGGAGUAUGCAGUACUAGUAUAUAUAUAGAUCUCGGGGGAAUAGAGAGAUAAGAUAGACACACGAGCUCUCAUGCAUAUUUGAUUGUUGAAAGUCUUAGCAUUUUCAAUUCCAAAGUUCCAACUAUAUAUAUGUGUUCAUCCUUAAUCAUGUAUCUUCAUGCAUUCCUCUUGUUUCUUUCCUGCCUCCUAUUACCACAACCCACACUAGGAAUGGACAUGGCCAGUACUGCCAACAUCAUCGCAAGAGACAAUAUAACCAACGACAGCUUCUUCAUCGCCAAGCCCGACUGCCCACUCAAUUGCGGAAACGUAACCGUCCCUUACCCUUUCGGCUUUAAGUCGGGCUGCUACAUCAACUCGUGGUUGGAGCUCGAGUGCGACAAUUCUUCCGGCAGUCCAAAGCUCCUCCUAGGCGAACUCGAGGUCUCAUCAAUCUCCCAAACCCAACUCCGGCUACAAAACUCCGUCGCUGUUCGGUGCUACGACGAGACCGGGGCCACCAACUAUACAGAGCCAAGGUGGGUGAAUUUGGCGGAAGGCAUAACGUUUUCGGCCGCGGCAAAUAAGUUCAUGGUCGUCGGCUGCAAUGUCUUCGCCUUGAUCUCGUGGCAGCAUGAAGACCGGGAUUUCAGUACCGGAUGUUUGUCCGUGUGCUCGGGAAAUGCCGAAGUGCUUCCUGGGAAUUGCACGGGGAUUGGCUGCUGCCAAAUCGAUAUUCCAAAGGGGCUCAGAAACUUCAAUGCUACGGCUACCCUGGGCAGGGUUUACAGUGAAACUGAAACCGAGGUUUCGUCCACCUGUAUCUAUGCAUUUUUGGGGGAGCAGAAUCGCUUUAAGUUCGAAGGUGAAUCAGAUUUCAAAUAUUCCCCGAAAAAAAUUGAAAACCGAAUCAGGCUUAAUGUACCCUUGGUAAUAGAUUUUGUGAUCGGAGAUCAGAGUUGUUAUGAAGCUCGAAACUCGGGUACAUUGGAGUGCCGAGGUGACGACAAUACUUCAUUUUCAUGUAAUGACUCGGAUAGUGGCUAUGGAGGAUAUCUUUGCAUCUGCAAUCAAGGUUAUAAGGGCAAUCCUUAUUUCAAUUCUGGAUGCACAGAUAUUGACGAGUGUCGCAAUUCCACGCUCCAUAACUGUCAUGAUAAAGCAAAAUGCACCAAUACUGCAGGAAGUUUUAAUUGUACAUGUCCAGAUCAUUACUAUGGCGAUGGAAGAAAAGAUCGUGACGGAAGUACUGGGUGCGUUCGGGAGGCCUCACAACCCUCAGGGAUCAAGUUAUCUCUAGGAUUGAGCAUUGGCUUCUUGUCAUUACUGAUAAUUGUAACUUUGCUAUACUUCGGUAUAAGGAGAAGGACGCUAAUCAAACAAAGGGAGAAAUUCUUCGAACAAAAUGGUGGGUUAUUAAUGAAGCAGAAAAUUUCUUCAAUUAAUAAAACAAGUUCUGCAGAGCCGCUGAAAAUCUUCACAGUUGAACAGCUAAAGAAAGCCACUAACAACUAUGCCAAGGACCGGAUACUUGGCCAAGGUGGUUACGGUGUGGUUUAUAAGGGAAUUCUACCUGACCAACGCGUAGUUGCCAUCAAGAAGUCCAAAUUAAUGGAGGUGGACCAAGUCCAAGUAGACCAGUUCAUCAAUGAGUUGUUGAUCCUAACACAAGUUAACCAUAGGAAUGUUGUGAAGGUCUUGGGGUUUUGUUUCGAAUCAAAAGUUCCCGAGCUUGUAUACGAGUAUAUUUCAAAUGGCACGCUAUCCCAGCAUAUUCAUAAGAAGUUAUCCUGGUUAACGUUGGAUCAUCGGUUGCGAAUAGCCACAGAAGCAGCCAGUGCACUUUCUUAUCUUCACUCUGACGCUUCCAUUCCGAUAAUUCAUAGAGAUGUCAAGUCUGCCAAUAUAUUGUUAAAUGCUGAUUAUGUGGCGAAAAUAGCGGAUUUCGGUGCUUCGAGAUUAGUCCCCUUGGACCAACCUCAAGUGAUCAAUACAAUUGUACAAGGGACUUUAGGUUAUUUGGAUCCUGAGUACUUACAAUCUGGCCAGUUAACAGAGAAGAGUGAUGUUUAUAGUUUCGGAGUGGUUCUAGCGGAAUUAAUGACCGGAAAAAAGUCUAUUUGUCCUGGGAGGUCUGAAGCGGAAAGAUAUUUGGCAAUCUACUUCAUUGUGUCAAUGAAGGAAAAUAGAUUGUCCCAAAUUUUGGAGCCUCGGGUGUUGAGGGAAGGGACGUUGGAGCAACUCCAAGCAAUUGCGGAACUUGUGAAGAGGUGUCUUUGUUUGAAAAGUGAAGAGAGGCCUGCAAUGAAAGAAGUGGUUACGGAAUUGGAACGUUUGAGGAGGUAUAGAAAUGAUCCAUGGGUUAAUCAACAAAGUCUUGAAGAGAGCGAAAGUUUGCCAAGUGAAGAAGCACGAGUAGACUACUCUCACACUGAUCCACUAAGUCUUUCUACCAGCACGAGUGAAAUAUCUCGGCAAUAUUAUAGUUUUCAACUGCAGCAUGACGUUUCCGAUUGAUAGCUCCCGGUAUUAAGAGGUGGUGCUUUGUCUCAUAGCUCCUGGUAUUCCAAGGUAAUGUGUCGGGCUUUCUAAUAAGUAGCAUUCUGGGUUCCUACAGACCAAAAAUGCUUUGGAAAUAUAUAUGUACAAUGGUCAAUUGCAAAGGUAGAUUGUUCUUCAUUUGGAUACAUCGGAAUUUGUGUGUAAUAAGUAGCAUUCUGGGUUUGUCUCAUGAUUUUCUUAUUUUCCAACAAAUUAUGGUCUUGUGGUAGUGUUCGAUCUUCAGAAUUCAGUCUCUGUUUUCAGAAUGCAGUCUCUUUUGUAC
Rhododendron vialii is the source of this 2826-nucleotide messenger RNA. Its product is annotated as wall-associated receptor kinase 3-like. The coding region runs from base 153 to 2519 and encodes 788 amino acids. NCBI's taxonomy places the organism in Eukaryota, Viridiplantae, Streptophyta, Magnoliopsida, Ericales, Ericaceae. Gene Ontology annotation, biological process: protein phosphorylation; cell surface receptor signaling pathway. The transcript has 4 exons. Gene Ontology annotation, molecular function: polysaccharide binding; ATP binding; calcium ion binding. The record is from RefSeq and is a predicted model, not a curated record. Gene Ontology annotation, cellular component: plasma membrane.